This is a messenger RNA of Suillus clintonianus, 1611 nucleotides long. RefSeq lists its product as uncharacterized. Bases 4 to 1377 code for a protein of 457 amino acids. NCBI's taxonomy places the organism in Eukaryota, Fungi, Basidiomycota, Agaricomycetes, Boletales, Suillaceae. The record is from RefSeq and is a predicted model, not a curated record. The transcript is spliced from 2 exons.
CGUAUGUCUGAAGGAACUUGGGAGAAGUUAUCCCAAGUCGCUGUGAAGGGUGCUGAACAUGACUCUGGUGAACGCCGGCCCCAUCCGAAAUGUUCAAGUUUGGAAGGGACUCGGGUGGUCCUUCUCAACCAUAUAUACGGGUUAUUAGACACCAAAGAGAAGAAUCGACUCAUUUGGCUCCAUGGUACAGCAGGCGUCGGAAAAUCUGCCGUUGUGUUCACCGUAGCUGAAAGGAUGAGAGGUCUGAAGAUGACAGAGGAGACGAAAAGAGAAAAGCGGCUCGCAGGAACAUUCUUUUCCUCCCGCAAGCACACGAAACGCCGCACGACUGGUUAUUUCUUUGCGACACUUGCCUACCAGCUGGCCGUGAAUUUUCCCAGCAUCAAGACGUACGUGAACAAAGCUAUCCUGGAGAAUCCUGCCCUUUUAGAUCCCGACAAGUCUCUUCACGACCAGAUGGAGGCGUUGUUUCUACAACCUCUGCGAAAUCUUCAAUCCAGGCUGCGCGAGUGUCCGCCUUUGACAUUCGUUGUUGAUGCCCUCGAUGGAUGCACAUCAGAAUCCCUCGAUCAAUCCACAUUCGACUACGAUGAAGACAAAUAUGAAAGCGAGCUUGCUGAGCUUAUCUCCUUGCUCGCCCAAGCUCUUCGCGAUCCUGAUCUGCCUGUGACCCACAUUUUAGUCACGAGUCUCUCGGAAGCAAAUAUUUGUGAAGCCAUGCAGAACGAAGAUGUGCGCCCGCUGGUGUGCGAGAUACCAGUGAAGAUUCUUGGAGAGGGUGUCGCUGCCACUAUCUCGCUAGACGGCGCAGAUGUUGACGCAGAUAUCUAUCGCUUCUUGGAGCAUUCCUUUGGAAAGCUACGUAGUCGCUUUUCCACUUUCCCGUUGCCAACGAAGUAUCAACUUGAGCAGCUGGCGAUCCGAGCGGGCAGACGUUUCAUUGUGGCAUCUACAAUGAUGAAGUUUAUCGAGGAUCGAGACAACAAUCCCCGUGACCGGCUUCAGCUCAUGCUCGAGCUAACGAGUGAACUGCUACCAGGAACAGAAGUGUACAAGUUAUACGACCGUAUCCUCUCCACAUGCGCUGACCCGAAGUUGGCAGACCAGCACUUGUCCGUUGUUGCCGCCCUCACAGAUCCUCUGCCAAUCUCAGAAAUCUCGGAACUUCUUGGUCCUGGUCAGGGCAGGGACGUUGAGAAAGUGCUGGUGCAACUACGGUCUAUCAUAGAUGUUCCCAUCGACAGGACUCUUCCUCCUCCCUCAAGUACAAUGUCUCACAUCACCGCACUCCCUGCUCGCACUUUCCUCUCUCCAAUUGAUGGUGCGCGAUAUUCCAGAAAGCACUGCACUCCUGGAUGCGCUCUCAGAAUUGAGUAGGCAGAGUCAAGCUAUGGAAUCCCAGGACCCCCGGAAUUUAACACGCUCAUUAUCAUUCACCGUCCAGCCACCGGAGCCAAUGCAAGCGCUUGUAACUCUGCUCUGGCUUCGGGGAAAUCGCAGUUUAGAGUUUCAAUUCUGGCUAGAUACCCUGGACGGGUGUGCCUGGCUGCAGACUGGACUGAAAGAGCGAGAGAGUGGCUGCAGACACAGGGGGGAAAGGACUGGCUGCGG